Messenger RNA from Sycon ciliatum, 378 nucleotides. RefSeq names its product proteasome activator complex subunit 3-like. Gene Ontology annotation, cellular component: cytoplasm; nucleoplasm; proteasome activator complex. The transcript has 5 exons. Gene Ontology annotation, molecular function: endopeptidase activator activity. The coding region runs from base 1 to 378 and encodes 125 amino acids. NCBI's taxonomy places the organism in Eukaryota, Metazoa, Porifera, Calcarea, Leucosolenida, Sycettidae. The record is from RefSeq and is a predicted model, not a curated record. Gene Ontology annotation, biological process: regulation of proteasomal protein catabolic process; positive regulation of endopeptidase activity; regulation of G1/S transition of mitotic cell cycle.
AUGGCUAAGUGCAAUCAAGUGAAGAUGUGGAUUCAGCUGCUUAUUCCACGUGUCGAAGACGGAAACAACUUUGGCGUCUCUAUUCAGGAGGAUGCUGUUGGUGAAGUUGGUCGUAUUGAGGGAGAGGUUGUCACUUACCUGGACGCCAUUUCCAGAUAUUACCUGACCCGUGCCAAACUUGUGUCCAAGCUUCUCAAGUACCCGUCGGUGGAUGACUACCGUCGUUCAGUGGCUGAGGUUGACCAGAAGGAGUUCCUGACACUUCGACUGACCUGCUGUGAGAUGCGCAAUGCUUACUGUAUUCUGCACGACAUGAUCACGAAGAACAUUGAGAAGAUAAAGAAGCCGCGCAGCAACAACCUGGACUCGCUCUACUAG